Messenger RNA from Annulohypoxylon truncatum, 2941 nucleotides. RefSeq lists its product as uncharacterized. Lineage: Eukaryota; Fungi; Ascomycota; Sordariomycetes; Xylariales; Hypoxylaceae. The coding region runs from base 708 to 2558 and encodes 616 amino acids. The transcript is spliced from 2 exons. The record is from RefSeq and is a predicted model, not a curated record.
UGUGCCUUGCUCGGUUUAACUCGAGCGCAUCCAGGGCUGUUUCUAUCUUUAAACAUUGGCUUAAACCUUGGAAGCCUGCCCGACCGUUCCUCCCACACGUAUUGAUCCAUCCAAUCCCCAACCCAACCCAGAAUUGCGAAUGCGGAAUAUUUCUUCCAGGGCAUCACAUCACUUCCACAUCCAUCCCACAUACCACAACCGCUAUACUACCAAGACCACGGCUACGGCUGUGCUCAGUAUGAAUCACACGCGUCUGCCUAGUAUAUUCCAAAUGAAUUUGUCCAUUUUCAUCAAUUGUCUGUCCUAUCAAGGCUGCGAAUAGCCCCAACAGUCCGAAUAGUUGGCCUACUUAUACCACUGUCUUGUACCUGAUAUACAGUACUCAUACCGUAAUCGUUUGUGUUUCUUAUGCCUGCCCUGAUUUUCGUAACGCAGCAGAUGCUGUGAUUACCGAUUCGCGAAUUCUGCGGUCAUCAUUUGCCCCCCUAAAUAUUGCUGGAUGGUCUAUCCCUCCAUUCUAUCCAUUUAUCAUCUAUCAACCGAUCUUAUUCAGUAAUAAUAUUUGCGCUCAUAUUCCCGAUAAAAGAGGGCUAUUACGUUUUUUUCGUUUAACGUGCUAUCAUCUCGCCCAUGCUGGAUGCGUCUAACUUCCGAGUCGUUUUUCGUCGUUUUUCGCCCGGCUGUAUCGUGUGAAUUUGUAAGGAGAGAUGGCGAGCGUUAAAGUCGAACCCAGCGAACCAACCGCUGCCCCUUCACCUUCUAAAGAGACACCUCAUCCUCAUCCACAACCGCAACCACAGCCGCAACCGAAAGCGCAACCUCAGGCACAAUCCAGGCCACAGGCGCAAUCACAUUCAUCCUCCCAAUCACAGCCGAAGUCAUCGGGAGCAAGUGUGAAGGAUUUUUACGGCUAUCUUUUUCAUAAGGACAAAUCGCAAACUUACGUUCUUGAUGCGCUACUUCGCGCCAUCGGACUAUACAUUUCCGCCAAUAUCGGCGAUGAGAAUGUCACGGAACUAACUCCGAGCAAGCUAGCGGCCUUUUAUCGUGCCGUCGGCGGCGAUUACGACCAACUCUUCGUACACUGUCCUCAUAAAUCUAUCUCUUAUAUCUGGCAAGCGCUAGGAGUUGAGCAUACGCUACAACCGACCGAGAAUCCCUACGACCCGCCGUCCAUUCCCGCGUUAACGCUAAGAGGCUUUGUACGGUGGGAAACAAUUCAGAUUCUUCUUGAACCUCAAGAGCACGCGCCGUUUAUACAAUUCGCCGUGCGUAACUGGGCUUUAGUAAAUCCUGAUAAUGGAAAGCCCUUCCCACCUGAUCUGCCAAGAGACGCCUUUCCAACUCAAUGCGAUCCGGAGAUAGACGCCUGGCAUAAAGAUUGCGCUAAGAAGUUGCGAGAAGAAGUUACUCCUAAAGAUGAACAUCCGCCUUCCCGGCCUCCGUCCGAUCCGCGGAUUAACAGCACAUAUGCGCAUGUACGCAACCCGCCGAGUACGGGCACGUCGCCUCGGCGCAGACCGGAGAUGGAUUACUUCCAACGAGAACGGCCAGUGUCGUUUGCCCAUGUGCCAAGCAGCCACUACGCCGCUCCCUCGUUUACUGUGAACUACGCGCCAGGACAAAGACGGGUGAGCAGAAGCAAUAGCAGCAGUGGUUCGCCGGGUAGUCCUCCUCGGCGACGAAGUCAUUCAGAUGUGCACCAUUCCGAGAUGGAGGACCCUCUGACUCCGAGCCAUCUUGAUCCCCGCCGUCCACCCGGUCCGCGCCGUCAGGGUCGUUCGAAACCCUAUUCUGCUGACCCAUCGGACUCCGAAUCGGAUAUACCGCCUCACCAUAGCUCUAAAUCACGAGUGCAUGGUCCCAUCCCGCCUUCAUCAUUUCGGCGUAUGCCAGUUGCGACUCCCGUGACACCGCCAAUCCCAGUACGGGUCCGCCGUAGCGAAGUACGGCCUGAUGAUGUUCGUAGGAGGAGCUUGCCUGCGGAGAUAAGACAGAAGGUUACUUCAUUUCUUUCGGGGUCAUCUGACCGCCACCGCAGCAACUCUCGUGAAAAGCGACAUCCACCAAGCGUACAACCGGGAGUGCACUUACGGAGAGAGAAUUCUUCGCGCCUCAACCGAAGUGGGUCUGGAGAAUCGUAUCCUAGUGAUGAAUCGGACACAGGAAUACCGCCAGGAUAUCCUUCGCGACGCGAUCGCGAGCGUGAACGUGAACGAGUAAUACGAGACAGGGUCAUCGAAAAGGAACAGCGCCGGAGAGAACGUGAGAGGGAGGAAGAGCUGGAGAGAAAGAGCCGACAAGAACGAGCGUAUUUGCGGCCAGCAGCACCAAGAAGAUCUAGCAGCCAUACGGAUAUCGACCGAAGAACUAGAGACUACGGCUGGGAUCGUCGGGAUAGGGAUCGGUCCUCGGACCUAGAUCGGGAUGGGAGGAGAGUUCUGACAGCCGACGAGAGGGAGACACGAGACCGACGGCGGUAUAAGGACCGAGGCUAUAGCCCUGCGGUAACCGGUGUCGGCGGAAGGAGAUACCCCCCGGAACCAGGCUGGAAGUGAUGACGGGUAUAGUCAUCUAAAACAUGAUACGGAGUUCUGGACUUUUGGUAUAAUUUGACUCAAGUGUCGACUUGAGGCUUUAUAUGUGGUACGUGUUCGAACGAACGGGUGAUAUUUUGAAUUACGACAACUGGACUGUGUACGAGGCAGCAAUGUUAGGGUUAGAAAAGGAAUGGAUAUGGGGCAACGGUUUAAAUCUCGCGAUCUUAGAUACCUGGCUGUCAUUUUACUUCUAGUUCAAGAAUCUUUUGACUAUUUGAGGCGUUUGGCCACAGGUCAAACCAGUAUAGAUAUCUGUUAGUGGCAUCAUCACACCACUCACUCUAUGAACUACAAUUAGAAAUCCUGGCAUCGGCAUUCGCAAUCAAAGCUAUUUCACAAGC